Lactuca virosa is the source of this 327-nucleotide messenger RNA. The record is from the annotation of a GenBank genome assembly. Lineage: Eukaryota; Viridiplantae; Streptophyta; Magnoliopsida; Asterales; Asteraceae.
AUGGUCUCAUUAGAGACAGCUAGCACCCCGAUAACGCUACCAACUCAGACGAUUGGUGCGGUUUCUGAGACACCAUCAUCCGGUGUCCCGCCACCUUCUCUCAUAGCGGCUACGCCCUCCAUCACAGCCCAUAACCAUAUACCAGUACCCUCUCUGAAUAGUGCAACCCUGCCGUUGUUCCCCAACAUCGGCGAACCCAACCCAUUCACUCCACCUCCUCUACCACUGUUUUUUCCUAACACUGGCAGACCAAGUAACGUCGGUUACAGUCUAAUAUCAUCGCCCAUUAACACAACAAACAGUAUUGGGGACUACCCCCGCUCAUGA